AUGGAGAGGACUGCAGGGGGGACAGGCAAGGGGUCCCUGGGCCCCAUCCUGCGUGCAGAGUAUCAGCUGAGACUCUGGAGGGGGUGCAAUCUCCUGAUGUCCAUGUUUUUUGCUCUGGCAGCUUAUGUCCAGAUCAAUGAUCCCGAUGCCGGCAUGUGGAUUGUGAUCUAUCUGAUCCCAGCCAGUCUCAUUCUUCUGCUCAGCAUAAAUCCAGACAUACCGGGUCAUGUGAUCUGGAAGGCGCUCUCGGACCUCCAUUCCUUAGUCUGUCUGGUUGGAGCUUCCUGUCUGCUAGCUUUUUUACUUCUAUAUGGCAAGAAAAACAUACUCCACGAGGAAGAGGGCAGGGAGCUCUCUGGAUUGGCCAUUAUCGUAUUGUGGCUUCUCCUCUGCCGGAAUUCUGGGAGGCAGUCCGUGGGUGGCCUGAGGCUUCUGAUCGCCAUCUCCAUUUCAAUCUUCCCCUUCAUAACCUGGCUUUAUAUCUACUUCAACAAGGAGAUGAGGACAUCAUGGCCCCAACACUGCAAAACCGUAAUCUGA
This is a messenger RNA of Staurois parvus, 540 nucleotides long. The record is from the annotation of a GenBank genome assembly. NCBI's taxonomy places the organism in Eukaryota, Metazoa, Chordata, Amphibia, Anura, Ranidae.